Molecule: messenger RNA, 423 nt
Organism: Medioppia subpectinata
Lineage: Eukaryota; Metazoa; Arthropoda; Arachnida; Sarcoptiformes; Oppiidae
Source: the annotation of a GenBank genome assembly
UUAGGCCUUUUCUAUAUGAUUAUCAAACACAUUGUCGAUCGCUAUAACAUCUACUAUAUCUAUACGCCCACUAAAAUCAAUGGUCGGAUCCACUCGACGGCCAUUCUGUACGUUCACAUCGCACUACUGAUGAUGCAGUUCCAGGUCUUCACGUUUCUGUUGAUGCGCACCAAAGGGUCUAAUGUGUUGGCCUUCUCUACGUUUGUCCUAUUGAUAGCACUGUUGGUCUUCUCCGGCCACUGCUUUUUCCAUUGGUUCCGCAAUAUUAAUCACUUGACAUAUAGUGUGACGACUAAAUUGAAUACAAGACACCGGAAGUAUGACUACUGUUCGUGCGCUUACGCGCCGCCCGUUUUCAAUGCAUUACUGGCCGACGGAGUGGUCACUAAAGAGCAACUAAUCGCCAGCAAUGGUCUCAACACU